AAAGAUCCUCUAGUGAGCCCCGACAACAAAACAGCACCUUCCCCUCACACUGCUCACACUGCUCAUAUCUUCAUAGGAGGAGAAAAGCCUAUUUCAAUGAUGUCAACAGAAUGUGUUCAGCCACUUGAUAUCCCAGCUGACAGACUGGACAAGCAAGAUUCACAGCGUGACCAUUUAGAAGAUCUUUCAGAACAGCUGAUUAAGAGCUGUGACCUCAAAAAUAAACCAAGAAAAGGUAAAACUCUCACAGCCUCCCAGAAGACUGAACAGGAGCAAAAGAAGCCAAAGAGAAAAGAUACACCGGCUUUGCACACUCCACCUCUUCUAACAGGCAUAGUUUCAGACUCGUCUGAAAAUCUGCUGAAAAGGUAUGAUAUCACAGAGAAGUCACAGAGAGAGAGAGUGACUCCAGUCUCUCAAAUUACUGAACUGGAGCAGAAAAAGCCCAGAAGAAAAGAUACGCCUGCAAUACACAUCCCACCUUUGAUAAUAGGCACUAAGCUGUUUACAGAAGAACAAACAGUGAUUAUAGAAGAUGAAGAAAAGGAUGGAGACAUAAUCCGCAGUUAGAUUACAGUGAUAUUUCAAUAAUACAGUGUAAAUAAUCAUGGGUCAUUCAAAGUGGCAGCACAUUAAAAAAGAUCUUUCACCUUUAUAAAUAAUUUUCUCAGUUGUACACUCAAAUUUAAACUGCCAUCAAGUGCUUAUCUGCUUAUUUGCAUCUCAUAAUUCCCAGCAAGAAUCAUUGGACAUGAAUGGCAGAAACUUCAGUUACACAGGGUUUGAAAGAUUCUGUCAGUUUACUACAAAUGGAUUCCUAGCAUUUUUGUUAAUGAGGAAUCCACCUCAGAUCAGAUCUAGUUUUGUGCAGUGUAGUACUCAUACAGUACCUGGCACUAGAAGUGGUAAUGCAGAGUAGU
Vidua macroura (Pin-tailed whydah) is the source of this 920-nucleotide messenger RNA. RefSeq names its product protein phosphatase 1 regulatory subunit 17 (gene PPP1R17). Lineage: Eukaryota; Metazoa; Chordata; Aves; Passeriformes; Viduidae. Gene Ontology annotation, biological process: regulation of phosphatase activity. The record is from RefSeq and is a predicted model, not a curated record. Bases 97 to 570 code for a protein of 157 amino acids. The transcript has 5 exons. Gene Ontology annotation, molecular function: protein phosphatase inhibitor activity.